Messenger RNA from Pieris macdunnoughi, 1218 nucleotides. The record is from the annotation of a GenBank genome assembly. Lineage: Eukaryota; Metazoa; Arthropoda; Insecta; Lepidoptera; Pieridae.
AUGGAUCCAAGAAUGUGCAGAAAAAUCAGUAGCAGUGAAAGUCUUCCAGAUGUUGACAAUGAGGAAUUUGAAGUAUCGAAUAUCAUCGCACCGCAAGAAAGCGAGGAUAAUUUUCUUUUGGAGGGCAGCCCAGAACCACAAACCGUGACCUGGCUUGACGACGAUCAAAUUGAUGAUCUUAAUUUAGACCAAACUAACCUAUUUUUUCACAGAGUUGAUAGUGCUGAUAUAAUUUAUAGAAGCAAGAAAAAAAAGUGUAAAUUGGUAGGCAAAUAUGUAAUGGGUGAUAUAUUAGGGGAAGGUUCCUAUGGAAAAGUUAAAGAAAUGUUAGAUUCGGAGACUUUGUGUAGGCGUGCUGUUAAGAUAUUAAAAAAACGAAAGUUGCGGAGGAUCCCCAAUGGUGAACAAAAUGUUCAAAGAGAGAUUCAAUUGUUGCAAAUACUUAGGCAUAAAAAUGUGAUAGAACUAGUUGAUGUAAUGUACAAUGAUGAAAAGCAGAAGAUGUAUCUAGUUAUGGAGUUUUGUGUUGGUGUUCUUCAAGAUAUGUUAGAAUCAAGUCCUGGAAAAAAGUUUCCUCAGCAUCAAGCACAUGAAUAUUUUACUCAGCUCCUUGAUGGCUUAGAAUAUUUACAUGGUCAAGGUGUGGUGCAUAAGGACAUUAAGCCAGGAAAUCUGCUUUUGACACUGGACCAAACAUUAAAGAUAACUGAUUUUGGAGUCGCUGAGGCUUUGGAUAUGUUCUCACCACAAGACACAUGCUAUACAGGACAAGGUUCUCCAGCCUUUCAACCUCCAGAAAUUGCAAAUGGUGCCGAGACCUUUUCAGGCACCAAAGUAGAUAUAUGGAGUAGUGGUGUCACAUUAUACAACAUGACAACAGGACGGUACCCGUUCGAGGGCGACAACGUGUAUCGGUUGCUGGAGGCCAUCGGGAGGGCCGAGCCGGUGCCUCCGCCCGCGUGCGUCGGGAGCUCCCUCUCCGCCCUCUUGGUGCACAUGCUCAAGAGGGACCCGGACCUGAGGCCCACCGUGCAGCAGAUCAGGCGGCACGACUGGGUGCGGUCGAUCCCUCCCCUCGGGCCGGGCGAGAGGAUCGCAUUACGUGUCCGCGCAGGAGUACUUCACCGAGAGAGAUCUGAAACACGAGUUGGGCGGCGGCGGGCAAAGGGGCGCUGGCACUCGUCGUGCGGCCGCCUGCCCUCGUGUCGCCUCACGUGA